Molecule: messenger RNA, 2266 nt
Organism: Helianthus annuus (common sunflower)
Lineage: Eukaryota; Viridiplantae; Streptophyta; Magnoliopsida; Asterales; Asteraceae
Product: outer envelope protein 61
Exons: 11
Coding region: 300-1973 (557 amino acids)
Molecular function (GO): protein binding
Source: RefSeq, a predicted model, not a curated record
UUAGCACAAAACAUAAAAACACAAAAUCCACAACCAAAAGGGAUCAAGUCAACAAACGGCAUCUCUCUGGAAUUACUUACAAACUCGCCUAUUUUGGUAGGCGGUUGGUAACCAUAAAUUCCCAAAUUUCACAAAAAUCAAGCCCUAGAAUUCAAUAAAAUCAAAAUUCUGCAAUUCGUCUCCAUAUUCUCGCGAUUCCUCUGAAUUCACCGCUACAGAUCGAAAGAUCGGAUACAAUAUCGCACUCUACGGUGUCGAAUUCACUUUUUUUGUUCAGAAUUUUUUGAGAUUUUGAAAGAAUGUUUCCUGGAAUGAUGGAUCCGGAGAUGAUGCGGCUUGCUCAAGAGCAGAUGAGUCGUAUGUCACCGGCGGAUUUAGCUAGGAUCCAACAACAGAUGAUGUCCAAUCCUGAUCUGGUGAGAAUGGCCACGGAUAGCAUGAAACAUAUGAAACCUGAGGACUUACGGUAUGCUGCAGAACAGUUAAAGUCUACUAGACCAGAUGAGAUGGCAGAGAUUGGUGAGAAGAUGGCCAAUGCAACACCAGAAGAGCUAGCUGCUAUGCGUUCUCGAGUAGAUGCACAGAUAAGUUAUGAAUUGAAUGCAGCUCAGAUGCUGAAAAAGCAGGGGAAUGAAUUUCACAGUCAGGGAAGGUAUAAAGAUGCCUUGGAGAAGUACAUGCGGGCAAAAAAUAACCUAAAAGGUGUUCCGGCGGCUAAAGGCGGAACUAUCCUCUUGGCAUGUUCUCUUAAUCUGAUGUCAUGUUACUUGAAAACAGGACAGUAUGAUGAGUGCAUAAAUGAAGGCAUUGAGGUAUUGGCAAAUGAUGCAAGAAAUGUCAAAGCUCUUUAUCGGAGAGGUCAAGCAUAUAAAAAUUUAGGGCAACUGCAAAAAGCAGUGUCUGACUUGUCCAAAGCACUUGAACUUUCUCCUGAUGAUGAAACCAUUGCAGAUGUUUUAAGGGAUACCCGAGAUAAAUUAACUGAACAAGGUGAUGAGGAUGCACCAGGAGGAAUUAGAAUCGAGGAAAUUAUUGAUGAGGUGCCAACGCUAUUACCAGAAAAGGAUCAAUCUUCAUCAUCAAAAUCUCCUGAGCAGAAAAAGGAUAGUAAACAAGUGAGCAGCACUGCUGGUUUUCCUAAUGAUGACAAAGAAUCUGUCAGAUCAUUCCAGAACUUCUUGUCGCAAACCGAUCCAGAAACCAUAGCAUCUCUGGGUGGAGGAAAAUUUGAAAACUUGUCUCCUGAUAUGGUGAAAACUGCUUCAAACAUGAUUAGCAAGAUGCCACCUGAAGAAUUUCAAAAAAUGCUCGAGAUGGCGACCUCCUUUCAUGGGGGAAACGGAAACCCGUUGCUGAAUAGGAAUAAUAACAAUGAGUCAGGCAUGCCGAAUCUCACACCCGAUAUGAUUAAAUCAGCAAGUGAAAUGAUGAGUAAGAUGCCACCAGAAGAGAUGCAAAAGAUGUUUGAAAUGGCAUCAUCUUUGAAUGGGGGUCCACAAUCAAAUAGUAAUAAUAAUAAUUCAGAAGGGCAAGAAAGUCGUUCAAGUUCAAGAGAUUAUGGAACUAAUGGUGAGAGCGGUCCUUCUAGAGGCUUUUUAAAUUCAACAAGUGCACCGCAACCAAGCUUCCCCAGCUCUAGCUCUGAUAUUAGAAACCAGUUAAAGAAUCCUGCCAUGCGUGAGAUGAUGUCAUCAAUGAUGAAAAAUAUGAGCCCGGACAUGAUGGCAAACAUGAGUGAACAAUUUGGAGUUAAACUCUCUCGAGAGGAUGCAGAAAGAGCUCAACAAGCCAUGUCGUCAUUGUCACCAGAGAACCUCGAUAGACUCAUGAAGUGGGCAGAUCGAAUACAACGAGUCGGUGAAAAUGCUGUAAAAACAAAGAACUGGCUGCUGGGUCGACAAGGAUUGGUUUUAGCAUUAUGUAUGCUCGUUUUUGCGAUGUUCCUCCAUUGGCUGGGCUACAUUGGCAGUUAAGUGCAGCCAUUGACCGGCGCCUUUGACCUAACUCGGGGCUGGAAGUAUGAACCCGAAUGCACAGAUUCCUAGGUUGCGGGAUUGUGAGAUGGAGCAUGUUUUUGUUCUUGAGGUGAAAUGUGUAACACCAUAAAUUGUUCUUUUUGCAUCUUAGUUCAUUAUAUAAACUAUCUAAUAUGAAACAGAAACUGAGUAACGGUUGGGACAUGUUUGUAAGUUUAAGAAUCAUUCAUUUAUUGUUAAAACAAUUAUAAAACACAUUUAUUGUUAAAACAAUUAUCAAACACAUCCAA